AAAAAUACCAACAUUUAAAAAUACAAUCCAAAACAUGUAUGGCAGUGAACGCUUUCAGGGACAAAUUAAAUACAAAUGCACUUUCUUUGUGCUACUGCUCUUCUGUUUUAAUCUCAAUACAAUGCAUGCAGAAAAUUAGAAUGGGUUUAGGAAAAUGCCUCAUGCGAUGAGGAGAAAUUAAUCUUAGGAAGGCUAUAUAUAUAAAGUAGUGGACGGGCUGGAGAGGUUAGGAAAAAGAAGAAAUGUGUUGCUCUCAUUAAGUCAAACUUUUUUGUAGGGAAAAAAAGUCACAGAAAUUCCUUUAUACGUUUUAACUACAAAGCUGGAAAAUGACAGGGUAUUUAUUGAACACCAUUAACCUGGUACUUCCAUAGGCAGAUUUGCCUUUAAAUAAAAAUUAUUGCAUGCUCCUGCCUGUCAACGCCAGCUAAGCUGCCAGAGGACUCUGAUCCUUUUUGCUGUUCAUUCUUAGUAAUUCAGCAUCUUUUCCUGAAGAUGCUGUAGAAGACCUUUUUAAAAAGCUCGUUUCUCGCAAGCGCACGGCUGGCAUUGUGAGUGGGGUUCAGUCGCCAGGUGAGUGGCGUUCAGUCGAGGCGGCAGCCUGACCCCGUGCAGGGAAGCGGUGGGGUCCUGCUCCCCCGGGCAGGUACGGGCUGGCCCAUCACAGCCACAGGGGCUGGUCCAGCCACGGCCACUGCCAGGUGAGGUAGAAUCAUAGAAUGGUGUGGGCUGGAAGGGACCUUCAAGAUCACCUAGUUCCGACCCCCCUGCCAUGGGCAGGGACACCUCCCACUAGACCAGGCUGCUCAAAGCCCCAUCCAGCCUGGUCUUGAACAUUUCCAGGGUUGGGGCAUCCACAGCUUCCCUGGGCAACCCCUUGCAGUGUCUCACCACCCUCACAGUAAAGAAUUUUGUCCUGAUACCUAAUCUAAAUCUACCCUCUUUUAGCUGUAUGUGCCCAGCCAAGCUACUUGUCUUCUUGUGCCUUCCCUCUUCCCAACACUCCGGUUGCCCGAGGAAAAAACAUCACUAAUACUCUUCUGCCCGCUGGCAUGCGUUUUGGUUCGGAAACAUCCCUUACGUGCCCACGGCUGGCUGGCGGGGACCAGGCCAAGGAGCCCAAGGAGCCCAGCCGGGCCCAGCCUCGCCCCCAGCGCGGGUGGCGCAGGGGGGACCCCAGCCCUGCCGCCCCCUCCCCGAAACCUCGACCCGCCGCGUCGCUGCCCCGAGGCGGCUCCGCCCGGGCGGUGCGGGCGGCGGGAGGCGAGCGCUGCCGCCGGCCCCGCUGCCAUCACGUGGCCGACGAGUUUUCUCCCCGCAGCGGUAUGAGGAAGUCACAGCCGCCGCCGCCGCCGUCCGCAACCCGGGCGGGCGCAGCCUCCGCCGCCGCCGCCUCCCCGCGGCGCGAUAUGUGAGCUGGCUCUCUCCGGCGCUCGCCUCCCGGCGUGAAGCCCCCCCGCCGGAACCGCCGUCCCGAUGGAGGAGCCCCCGGCGGCGGAGGAGUGGCAAGGGGCGACUCAGAAGAGGAAGGCCUGGGCCAAGAGCCGGGACUCCUGGCAGGCGUCGGAAGCGGAGGAUUUCUCGGCAGCGGCGGCGGCGCUGGCCCGCGGCGAGGAGGAGGAGGAGGAAGAAGAGGAGGAAGAGGAGGAGGAUCUCGCCGGCGGAGAGCUGCCGCUGGCUGCAGAAGCAGGCCACAGCGUUCCCAACGAGAAGAUCGCGAUAUGGCUGAAGGACUGCAGAACGCCUCUGGGAGCCUCCCUGGAUGAGCAAAGCAAUCCUCUGUUGAAGGGCAUGCUGGUGAGAAAUGGAGGAAGUUUUGAAGAUGACUUAUCCCUGGGAGCUGAAGCUAAUCAUCUACGGAGUGAUACCCAAAUGGAAGCAUGCAAUGGUGUGCUGGCAAAGGAGAGGAGGCUGCAGUUCCACCAGAAGGGGAGAAGUAUGAACUCCACCGGGUCUGGAAAAAGCAGCGCGACUGUUUCAAGUGUUUCUGAAUUACUGGAGCUUUAUGAGGAAGAUCCUGAAGAAGUGCUCUAUAACCUUGGGUUUGGAAGAGAUGAACCAGAUAUUGCUUCAAAAAUUCCAGCGAGAUUUUUUAAUUCUUCGUCAUUUGCCAGAGGAAUAGAUAUCAAAGUGUUUUUGAAUGCCCAAAUACAGCGCAUGGAAGUAGAAAAUCCAAAUUUUGCUUUAACAAGUCGUUUCCGUCAGAUUGAAGUGCUUACUACUGUGGCCAAUGCUUUUUCUUCUUUGUAUUCUCAAGUCUCUGGGACUCCUUUGCAGAAAAUAGGUAGCAUGAAUUCAGCAUCUUCCAGCAAAGAAGCAUCCAGCCCUCCCCCUUUAAAUCGCAGCAAUACAGCCAGUCGGUUAAUGAAGACCCUGUCAAAGCUCAAUCUGUGCAGCACUCAACAAGCCGAUGGUGGUGGCUGCUCAAGUCCUUCACCGGUUGAAAAAGGGAAAAGUCCGGCUGAACUGGGGAGCGAGGAAAAUGAUGUUAAAAACGAGUCUAAAUUACUGAAAUACUCUAAAAAGAAAGACUCUUCCUCUUUUUUGGCUACUGUAAAGGAGGAGAUAGCCAGUAUUCAGAUAAGCGCUGUACAUAAUCCCGCAAACCUUCCUGCUGGGACUGAUGAUAAGCGAGAGGGUACGGUGCCUCCGGCAGACGUGCAAAGCAGCAGGUUGGCAAGCGCCCAGGAUAGACCGUGUGAAGAAUCUGGUCUUUUGGACUCGCCGACCCUCAGCAGCAGUUCCAGUACAUCCAACAGCAGCACCUCAACGCAAAGGCUGCCUGCGGCAUCGCCAGGUAGAGACCCCUGCGCUCCCCUUGCAAACCCGUCCAUAAUGAAUCUAAUGCUGCAGCAGAAGGACUCCUUUGAGAUGGAAGAGAUCCAGAGUACAGAGGGGGAUCUACCGCACGUUCCAGCUUCUCACCAGCUGGCAGUGACCAAGUCAAGGAAAGAUCAGCUGUUACGAACAGCGAGUCAGCACUCUGACAGCAGUGGCUUUGCUGAGGACUCCUCCACAGAUUGCUCUCCAUUUAAUCAGCUUCAGGUUCAGGAGUCUUUGCAGGGCAUGGGGAGCAGUGCUGACAGCUGCGACAGUGAGACAACCGUGACGUCGCAUAGUGAGGAACAGAAGACACCAAUAGCCAUGGAACUGCCCUGUUUCGAUAAGUUUGAGGAGGAGGAAGAAGAUGAUGAUGAUGAUGAUGAAGAGGACAUUAUUUCUCAAGUAGAGAGACAAAAGGUAGGAGCACCUUCUGAGAACAGGAGGAGUGAAGACAGAAAAAUUAUUGGCUAUGAAACUGAAAAAAAUCAAGGAGGAGAAAGCAAGUCAUCUCAUAUAUCAGAGACAGUCCAAGGAGAGGUCAGCUCUAAGGAGGAAGACACCUCCAGUGAGCAAAAACAAUUGGACCUGCUGGAGGAAGGCAGUGUGUUUGAGUUUCCUCAGUACCACACGCACCAUAUCCUCAAGUCGAUGGAGUCUGUGGAAGGUGGCGGCUCCUCCCCAUCGUCCGUGGAUAGGGUUCACGUCGCCUUGCAAAGAGCUGAGAUGAGGAUUGUCAGCACAUCUGAUUCCAGGGCUGGACGCACUCUGCUUAAGUCAAAAGAUCUCCUGAGGAAGCAGAGGCUCUGGUUUGCUGAAUCAGGCUAUCCUCUGAGGCGAUCUCAGUCUCUCCCAGCUCCAUUGCUGAAUCCAGUGAAAGUGGUGUCCUCUGUGAAUGUCCAGUUAACUCCAGGAAAGGAGACUCUGUGCAGUCCUCCUUCUUUCACCUACAAGUACACACGUGUGGAGGAAGGUGAGAAACCAACGUCUGAGAAUGACAAAAGUGAGGGUGAAGCAGCCACCAGCCAGCCGGUGUGCAAAUCCACGUUGUUCAUUGCGCCUUUGUCCUCCAAAAAAGAAGUGCCCCAGACUGGGCCCAACAGACUGUCCAAGGAGCCCAGUCCCACCAGGGUACAGAGCUGCUUGCUGCACACACCAGCGCACAUGUCCCAGUCCACGUGCUCCCUCCACUCCCUCCCCGCCGAGUGGCAGGACAGACCGUUCUGCGAGCACAUGAGGACACUGAGCACCCACAGCGUCCCAAGCACCUCUGGCUCUUCCUUCAGCGCCUUGCUUUCCCCGUUCAGCUGUCCCUUCUCUUCAAGGCACGCUGGAUUUCCUCAUCGACCUCAUGCCAUCAACCCGCCCUCCACCGUGGAGAUGCAGCUGCGCAGGGUCCUACACGACAUCAGAAACUCUCUGCAGAACCUCUCACAGUACCCGGUGAUGAGGGGUCAGGAUCUUUCAGCGGCCACCAGUUACACUACUCAGAGAUCAUCCAUUCUACCUCUCUAUGAAAAUACUUUCCAGGAGCUACAAGUGGUAAGGCGAAAUCUAAACUUAUUCAGAACGCAAAUGAUGGAUUUGGAAUUGACUAUGUUACGUCAACAGACAACAGUUUAUCAGCACAUGACAGAAGAGGAAAGAUAUGAAGCCGAUCAGCUACAGAGCUUGAGAAAGUCUGUCCGCAUGGAGCUACAGGAGUUAGAGAUGCAGUUAGAAGAACGGCUACUUGCUUUGGAAGACCAGCUGAGAAGUCUGCACAUGUCUUCACCUUACAGACCUCAGACACACAUAGGUAUGUAUGGAAGCAGAAGUGCUGAUAACCUGUCAUGCCCUUCUCCGUUGAAUGUUAUUGAACCAGUCUCUGAACUUAUUCGUGAGCAGUCAUUUCUGAAGUCUGAACUCGGUUUAGGAGUGGGAGAUCUUGGACUGGAAACUCUCCCAGCAGAGGGUACAGAGUCCGUAUUCUCCCAUGGAAACUCUGAUUCCUCUUCAGUGUGCUCCGGUCACGCAGGUAGAAAAGCUGGUGUUGGAUCCUCUGAACUAACAGGGAAGUCUAAGAGUCAAAGCAAGAAGUUAUACCGAGCCUCUGUUGCCUUAACACCAACACCCCCAGUGAGAGCAGGCACUGGACAGCAGGUGGGAAGCUCCGAGGAGCUUGCAGACUCCAAGCCAGAGGUGGAACACAAACUUGAAAAAGUCCCUCUUGUGCCUUCGGUUGAUGAAAUCCACAAAAGCGUGGAGCAGGAGGAGCUGCAGCAAGUCAUACGGGAGAUCAAGGAAUCUAUUGUUGGUGAAAUAAGACGAGAAAUAGUAAGUGGAUUGUUAGCAGCUGUAUCACCCCAAAGCAGAUCUGCGACGGCAAAACAAGAUACACAGCCCUGAAACAGGUACUGCAGGUAAUCUUUGGCAAACUGCCACAACCGGAUUUUAUUAUUUCUUUUUGUCAUGUGAAAUACCAUUGUUAACUUAAACCUUGCUUUGUUUGCAUUUUCUCCUUGAAACCUAAGUGAUCAAAGUGGAAUACAGAGGAUACUGACAGUCCUGGAUAGCUUUGGAAAAUCACCUGGUUUGUAGUUUGGCCCGUUCUGUUGCCAGCUUUCAUGCAGUGGUCCUUGAUUUUUGGUUUUGGUGUGCUCUGUAGUUUGCCUGCCUUAGUUAUGAAUAUUACCAAAAUACAUGUUUAAGUGUAACGAGCAGACUUCUGAAAAUCUAAUUUAGGUAUUCAUCUUGCUUUUUGUUUUCUGUAAGGUUGGAUGUAGUCCGAAAUGCUGUGGGAUUCUGCUUUGGGCGGCGUACACUGGCGAAAGUGUCAAGUUAUUUUUGCUUCAGGAGAUGUUAAAGCUGCUGAGAUAGGCUACUGUAUUUGACGCUUGGUUCUAUGAUGUGUUCCUUUCCUUGAGUUCGUCUAUAAAGACUUAGACACUUUAACUACUUCAUUACUUUCCUUAAAGCAUCAACAAAACUGUGGCUCUCUGAAAGGUUUUGUAUUUAUUUGUAUGUCCCUGUUGUAAAUUUUUAUGUAGCUAAUUUCUUUGUUUAAUGAUGCAUCAUGAAACUUGAAGAUUUCCAGAUAUAACCAAUUUAUAAAUAACACACAUGCGUUAAGCCUAGCUUUUUUAAAAAAAAAAAAAAAAAAAAACAAAAAAAACCACACAACAAAAAACCCCCCCAAAACACUGACCUCUAUGAGGUAUUUAUUGUGCAAUAACUGAUCCACUUUAAGAGCUUGAAACAACCAAUAAUGGUUUCCACUGCUGUUACUUAGUGCCACUUCAAAAGAAGGAAAAAAUCCUGAUGUAAAAAUUGCUCGUAAUUCUUGGGGUGGUUACUGUUAGCAGAGUGGUAGAAUGACAUGAGGUUACUUAAAACUACUUAAAGUUCUGACACUGAAAGCCUUAUCUUUGUGUAGAGGACAACUUUUAACUAAUUUUAUUUGCUUCCUUACUGUUUGCCCAUCCCUCUAUAGAAAAGUGCCUUAUUUUAAGCAGUGUUUUUUGUCUUUGUAUUGACUGCUCUCAGUCAUACCAAGAGAAGUUCUCUUCUGCUUCAUAUUAACCAAAAUGCAAUAAAAGUACUGAUUUUUUGAAAGCAAUUGGGAUGUGCAAGUUGGAAUGGGUGAACGACCUUGCGUGUAUUAUGGGGAAAUGGAAAAAAUCUCUUUUCCUUCCCCAUCCCUCACUUGAGUGUAUUUUCAGUUAGCCUGGUGAACAUGCGUUUGUUCCAAUGGAGCAAAUUGGAAGUCAUUGGAUGUUUUAUGUGGUCAAAUAGACAUUUAGUGGAUAUGUAAUAUCCCAUUUUGCUGUGCUUGGAAUCUCUUGACUCCUUUGCCAUUUCCAUCUACUAAAACUCUUUACACUAUGUCAAGGUCUUUAAUCAAAAAUAGUUUCCAAUAUAGCAAUAUUAUAUAAAAAAAGUUUAUAAGAUUUUAAUUUGUGUUAGGAAGACACACAAGGGCUGAUUUCUUAAAAAAAAAAAAAAAGGUGUAUAUUAAACCAAU
Molecule: messenger RNA, 6823 nt
Organism: Chroicocephalus ridibundus (black-headed gull)
Lineage: Eukaryota; Metazoa; Chordata; Aves; Charadriiformes; Laridae
Gene: ITPRID2
Product: ITPR interacting domain containing 2
Exons: 18
Coding region: 1477-5208 (1243 amino acids)
Molecular function (GO): signaling receptor binding
Source: RefSeq, a predicted model, not a curated record